Messenger RNA from Misgurnus anguillicaudatus (oriental weatherfish), 1021 nucleotides. It is a transcript of the gene dusp22b, whose product is annotated as dual specificity phosphatase 22b. The record is from RefSeq and is a predicted model, not a curated record. Gene Ontology annotation, biological process: protein dephosphorylation; signal transduction. Gene Ontology annotation, cellular component: cytosol. NCBI's taxonomy places the organism in Eukaryota, Metazoa, Chordata, Actinopteri, Cypriniformes, Cobitidae. Gene Ontology annotation, molecular function: protein tyrosine phosphatase activity.
GAGAGAGAGAGAGAGAGAGAGAGCCCGAGUACCUUGACAAGAAAUGAACACCAUUAAGCUUAUAGAAGUACUGAUGAGAGUUGAAUCAACUGGAUCAAUUCAUAGUGAUCAAAACUGAUAAUCCUGGUUACCAGACAUAAGCGGGCUGUUGAAUUACUGCUGUUGCAAACGCGGUGACAUGGGGAACGGAGUAAAUAAGGUUCUGCCAGACCUGUACUUGGGUAAUUUUAAAGAUGCCAGAGACCGGGAACAAUUAGCCAGAAACAACAUCACGCACAUCCUCUCCAUUCAUGAUACUGCCGCCCCAAUUUUACAGGAGAUGACUUAUCUUUGUAUUCCAGCAGCAGAUUCACCCACACAAAACCUUACACAGCAUUUUAAAAAGAGCAUCAUUUUCAUGCAUGAAUCCCGUUUGAAAGGAGAGGGCUGUCUAGUUCACUGUCUUGCUGGCGUGUCGCGUAGCGUGACACUGGUGGUGGCGUAUAUAAUGACUGUGACUAGUCUGGGAUGGCAGGAGGCUCUAGCUGCAGUGAGAGUUGCCAGACCCUGCGCUUCACCAAAUCUGGGUUUCCAGACCCAGCUGCAUGAGUUUGAAACCACCCAACUACAGCAGUUCAGGGAAUGGCUAAAGGAGGAGUAUAAUGAAAACCCCUUUAAUGAUGAGGAGGACGUCCGUGCCCUGCUCGCACAGAUACCCAGUGCCUCAACAGCAGAGGAAAAGGGAAUGUUGACACCUGACCAAUGGUGACGGUUUAUUCAAUCUAAAGAGGGAAAAAACUCUUCAGUCGGCAAGCCACAUGGCAUUCCUCAAAGACUUAUGUUGAUGUUGACUGUUAUGUAAAAAAAAAAUGUUGAUUGUGAUGGCUUAGCACUGUUUAACCAUAAGUCCUUAUGUUUUGUAAAUAAUACAUGAAAGUUUUUAAUGUUUACUACUGAAGCGAUGUUAAAAGCCAUUUUGUGUUUUCUUGUUUAUGGCAUUUUAAUAUGUGCAGAUAUAUUAUAAACUUUGAUGAUGUAUAGA